UAUUAUCACUCCUCUUUUUGGCCCUCUUCUUCGUACUUCCCUUCAUUUCCUCACUCAAAAAAAUAUCCAACGCCACCGCCCACAGAAGGGAAAGGAGCCGAUAAAAUAUGGAUUCAAUUCUCCGUACCAAAUCCCUGUCUCUCACUCGCCUACGCGCCACCUCGACUUCUACCGUCUCCAUUCACCACAUGCCUUGCCAGCUCGUCUUCCGCCCCGCCCACGCCCUCCUCUUUCCCUUAUCAACCGUCAGCGCUGGCUUUGGCUCUCGCAGGUCUUUCGCUUCCGUUGUUGCUGCUAGCGACACUCUCACCGCCAAUUCUGUUUCGCCAAGAGUUGGAGUAUAUACAGUUGGGGAUUUUAUGACGAGAAAAGAGGAUUUACAUGUGGUAAAGCCAACAACAACCGUUGAUGAAGCAUUGGAAGCUCUUGUUGAACACAGAAUCGCUGGUUUUCCUGUUAUUGAUGAUGAUUGGAAAUUGGUUGGACUUGUUUCUGAUUAUGACUUGCUAGCAUUGGACUCCAUAUCUGGGCAGCGGACUGAGAAUGUCUUGUUUCCUGAAGUUGAUAGCACUUGGAAAAUUUUCAAUGAGGUACAGAAGUUACUCAGCAAAACGAACGGCCAGGUGGUUGGAGAUUUGAUGACACCGGCUCCAUUAGUUGUACGUGAGACAACUAACCUCGAGGAUGCUGCUAGAUUAUUGCUCGAGACAAAAUAUCGGCGACUUCCGGUUGUUGAUGUAGAGGGUAAGCUGGUGGGUAUCAUCACAAGAGGGAAUGUGGUUGGAGCUGCCCUUAAAAUAAAGCGUGAAAUUGAAGGAAAAGCUUAACCCAAGCCUCAAGAAACUUAUCAUUUUGAGAUAUUUUAGGCGUUGGAUAGGGCGGCGCUUGGAAACCUUUCUCCAUUUAUCAAAGAAAAGUUCGGAAAAAGGGUGAUUACGUGCUUUAUUUGGUCAAAUUUCUCCUUGCAUUUGUAUAAUAUAAUUUACAUUUUUAACAUUAUUAUAGGCAUACCAGGAUUGACACAUUGGGAAGGGAGGGCAGUAGUUAAGCAGAAAUUGUUGUUAAUGUUUUUAAGCUAAUAUGUUACUUAAACUUAUUUUAAAACAUCCGCAUUUGCAUUUGA
Hibiscus syriacus is the source of this 1123-nucleotide messenger RNA. Its product is annotated as CBS domain-containing protein CBSX1, chloroplastic-like. The coding region runs from base 108 to 827 and encodes 239 amino acids. The transcript is spliced from 8 exons. Lineage: Eukaryota; Viridiplantae; Streptophyta; Magnoliopsida; Malvales; Malvaceae. The record is from RefSeq and is a predicted model, not a curated record.